Rotaria socialis is the source of this 1287-nucleotide messenger RNA. The record is from the annotation of a GenBank genome assembly. Lineage: Eukaryota; Metazoa; Rotifera; Eurotatoria; Philodinida; Philodinidae.
AUGGGUGUUACCGGAUCUCAAGAAAACAAUGAAAAAAAGCCAGUUGUACUUAUCGUUGGUGGUGGUUAUGCUGGCAUUCAAUGUGCCAAAUCCUUGGAUGAAACUGGUCUAUUUUUCGUCGUACUAAUUGAUCGAAAGUCUUAUUUUCUUCACAAUGUUGCCACAUUACGUGCUACAGUAGAAGAAAACUUUUCUCAAAAAAUACUUAUUCCAUACGACCGAUUGCUUACGAAUGGUUGUGUUGUAAAAGCUGAAGUAACAUCAAUCUCGCACGAUGGUGUUCAAGUUCAUGGACGCAACGAGCCAAUUCAUUUCGAUUAUUUAGUUAUAGCUACCGGUUCAUCUUAUGCUUUUCCUGGUAAAGUAGCUGAAACUGAAAUAUCAAACGCAAUCAGUAUUUAUAAUACUAUUCGAGAAAAAGUCAACGCAUCUCAAAAGAUACUAAUUAUCGGUGGUGGUCCAGUUGGCAUUGAACUAGCGGGUGAAAUCGCCACUGAUUUUCCUGGCAAAGAGAUUACUCUUGUACAUAGUCAACCAACAUUAUUAUAUCCAAACGUAUUUAAACAAAAGCUUUAUAGUAGUAUACAAGAUCAACUUGAAAUACUUAAUGUUAAAAUAAUCUUAAAUGAUCGAAUACAAUUACCAAGUAAUCAACAUACGAAUUAUAUUGAAGGAAAAAAUACUUAUGUUACACAAACAAGUAAAACAAGUGUAACAGCUGAUCUAACAUUUGUAUGUACAGGUGCACAUGUUAAUAAUAGAAGUCUAUUAAAUGGUUCGUUGAAAUCAAAAUUAAAUGCUCAAACCGGUCGACUUAUUGUUAAUAAUUAUUUACAAGUUGAUGGUUUUGAAAAUAUUUUUGCCGUCGGUGAUAUUAGCGACAAAGAAACCAAACUUGCAUAUUUAGCAGCCGAACAAGGAACGUAUCUGGGAAAAUUAAUUGCAUCGCUCCACAAGAAAAAAUCUAAUCCAAAAGAAUAUAAAGUUAAUCCAAAUGCAGCUAUUUUGAUAUCGAUUGGUCGUAAUGGAGGUGCUGGACAGUUGCCAUUCGGUGGAAUUACUAUAGGUGGUUUUCUUAUGAAACAAAUUAAAUCAAAAGAACUGUUUACAUCACGUUACCGUUCGUCGAUGAAUUAUGGUUCAGAUACUCAAUCAGAAACCAAAUCUCCGUAUUUAAAUAAACUUGAUUCAGUUCAAUCGAUAUUAUCAUUUAGUGAAGAAGAUGCUCGAAAUUUACUUGCAGGUUUACCGACCAAAGAACUUGAGCCAGGACAAGACUUUAGUUAG